This is a messenger RNA of Erinaceus europaeus (western European hedgehog), 1290 nucleotides long. It is a transcript of the gene CD9, whose product is annotated as CD9 molecule. The record is from RefSeq and is a predicted model, not a curated record. Gene Ontology annotation, cellular component: membrane. The coding region runs from base 106 to 786 and encodes 226 amino acids. The transcript has 8 exons. NCBI's taxonomy places the organism in Eukaryota, Metazoa, Chordata, Mammalia, Eulipotyphla, Erinaceidae.
GGAGUGGCACUUUUUAAAAGUGCACCCCGCAGGCCAGAGCGUCGCCGCCAGCUCCUCUGUCCGCCCGCUGCCCGCCGUCCGGCCCAAGCCCGUCUUGCUCGCACCAUGCCGGUCAAGGGGGGCACCAAGUGCAUCAAGUACCUGCUGUUCGGAUUUAACUUCAUCUUCUGGCUGGCUGGGAUUGCAGUCCUUGCCAUUGGACUAUGGCUGCGGUUCGACACUCAGACCAAAAGCAUCUUUGAGCAGGAGAAUAACCACUCCAGCUUCUACACAGGAGUGUACAUUCUGAUUGGAGCUGGUGCUCUCAUGAUGCUGGUGGGAUUCCUGGGCUGCUGUGGUGCCGUGCAAGAGUCCCAGUGCAUGCUGGGACUGUUCUUCACCUUCCUCUUGGUGAUAUUUGCCAUUGAGAUCGCCGCGGCCAUCUGGGGCUACUCUCACAAAGAAGAGGUGAUUAAGGAAGUCCAGAAAUUCUACCAGGACACCUAUACCAAGCUGAAGAACAAGGACGAGCUGCAGAAGGAGACACUGAAGGCCAUCCACUUCGCAUUGAACUGCUGCGGGAUGACCGGGGCACUUGAACAAUUUCUCACUGACAUCUGCCCUGAAAAAAAACUAAUGGAAGGCAUCACUACAAAGCCCUGCCCUCAAGCCAUCCAGGAGGUCUUCGAUAACAAAUUCCACAUCAUCGGCGCUGUGGGCAUCGGGAUCGCCGUGGUAAUGAUAUUCGGCAUGAUCUUCAGUAUGAUCCUGUGCUGUGCCAUCCGUAGGAGCAGAGAGAUGGUCUAGAGUCAGCUCACACCCCUGAGCAGGAAGAGUCCCACUGAAGAUUGUUAGUGAUUUUCUUGGGGGUUAAAGUUUAUUGUUUGCUGGGUUGUUUUUUUGUUUGGUUUUUUAUUUGUUUGUUUUGUUUAUUGUUGUGUUUUCUUUUUUUUUUUUUUUUUGCCACUAACCUUAGUAUCCGUUCUGCACGUCUAAACCAAACAAAAAUAAUUAUUCUGUGUUUGUCUUUUUAAUGCUUUUCAACCUGGAUAUUUGUAGUCAAGGGAUUUGGGGGUUUGGUUUGCUUGUAUUUUCAUUUUUCCUUUUUGGUCAGUUAUUUUUGCUUAUUAUAUUAAGCAGAAAUCCUGCAAUGAAAGGUACUAUAUUUGCUAGACUCUAGAAAAAAGAUACUGUAUAUAAAAAGAAUUUUUUUGUCUUUAAAUAGAUAAAAAUAUCUAUCAAAUUUAAUCAGGUUGUAACUUAUGUUGAAGACAAUUUGAUACUUAAUAAAGGAUUAUGACAGUAGACUAA